Glycine soja is the source of this 1624-nucleotide messenger RNA. Its product is annotated as zinc finger protein ZAT5-like. The record is from RefSeq and is a predicted model, not a curated record. NCBI's taxonomy places the organism in Eukaryota, Viridiplantae, Streptophyta, Magnoliopsida, Fabales, Fabaceae. The transcript has a single exon. The coding region runs from base 315 to 1394 and encodes 359 amino acids.
AUUAAAUUAUUUUUGGUCUAUCUUUUUCUCGAGUGCUAUAUUCUCUCUUUUCAUUUCUAAAUUUUCCCAAUCCCUACUAUCCUAUAAAUAAACACUUCCAAAACUUGGAUUGCUGGGCUUAUUCACAGUUACUGUUGUAUUGGGUGGCUUUUGACUCCCUCCGACUUAUUAUAUCCUUCACUCCCUAAUCCCUAUCUAUAUAUAAUAUCCAACCCCUACUCUCCUUUCUCUGCUACCUUACAAUUACAACCCUCCUAGCCUCUCUCUCUCUAUUUGUUUUUUUUAUUUAUUUAUUAAGGUUAAGUCUUUCUUUGAUGGUGUCAGAAAGAACCAACAUGGAAGCACCAGAAGAACUCUCUUUUGGGGGCUCCAAAGAUCACACCAACAUUGCCAAAGGAAAAAGAACCAAAAGGGUAAGGCCACAAUCUCCUAUUCCCUUCUCCAUCACCGCCAAUUCUUCCACCGGAGGAGAAAAAGAAGAAGGUUGCUACAAUGUUGAUGAUGACAACAACAACAACAUCAUAAAAAAUGAAGAUAUUAACAACAACAACAUCAAUAACAUCAACAGCACUCCCACCACUUCUGCAGAAUUACAAGACAUCACAGAUGAAGAGGAGGACAUGGCGAAUUGCCUCAUCCUUUUAGCACAAGGGCAAUCCCGGGAAUCCCCGAAACACGCCGAGGAAGACGCCGGCAUGAGCUACGCCAAGCACAACAGUAGGAAAUUCUUGGAAGCUGCUACCUUGGGGUCUAGCAGGGCAGGGUACUAUGUCUAUGAAUGCAAGACAUGUAACAGAACCUUCCCUUCAUUUCAAGCACUUGGAGGCCACAGGGCAAGUCACAAGAAGCCUAAGGCAUUGAUGGCUAUUGGCCAAAAGAAAAAACAGCAACAUCUUUUGUCAUCAGAUGAGGAAGAGUUUCAAUUGAAGACCAAUAAGUCACCAUUUUCCAUUCAAUUGAAUACAAAUGGGAAUUUGUACAGCAGCAGCAGCAACAACAACAACAAGUCCAAGGUGCAUGAGUGUUCCAUCUGUGGUGCUGAAUUCACAUCAGGACAGGCAUUGGGAGGCCACAUGAGACGCCACCGCGCUCCGGUCGGAACCACCCCCACCGCCACCAUACUCUCCUUCACCCCGUUGGCUUUGGAACCAGAAGAAGAUCACCCCAGAAAGAAAAGGAAUGUGUUGAAUUUGGAUUUGGAUCUCAACCUUCCUGCCCCUGAAGAUGAUCAUAGAGAAUCCAAGUUUGCCUUUGCAUCCAAGCAACAACAACAACAACAUGGACAGAAACAACCACAACAACAUCAUCAUCCAGAACAAAAACAACAACAGCCACAACAGCAACAAACAAGUCUUGUCUUCCCCGUACCAGCUUUGGUUGAUUGUCAUUACUAACAAGGUUUUAGAUUGGCAUUUCUCAAGAUGAUCACCAAACGAAACUGGGGUUAAUGUGCAAGUUAGCCAUACAUUUGUCGUAUGAUCUGAUUUUUUUUUUCUUUUUUGAUCUAUACAUUUAUCAAAAAUUUACAUUACAUGAUGAUUCUUUUGAUCCUUUGUAAACUUGAUCGAGCCAUGGUGAUUAUUAAGGGUGAGCUCAGUUUGUUUAUUGGAGAAAAGUUUUAAUA